This is a messenger RNA of Gossypium arboreum, 1476 nucleotides long. RefSeq names its product protein CANDIDATE G-PROTEIN COUPLED RECEPTOR 7-like. The coding region runs from base 1 to 1311 and encodes 436 amino acids. The transcript has 2 exons. Gene Ontology annotation, cellular component: membrane; Golgi apparatus. Gene Ontology annotation, biological process: transport. NCBI's taxonomy places the organism in Eukaryota, Viridiplantae, Streptophyta, Magnoliopsida, Malvales, Malvaceae. The record is from RefSeq and is a predicted model, not a curated record.
AUGAUGAACCAUUUCAAUCUUAGUAAAGCGUUCUAUCCAUUGUUGUUGUUGUUUUUUCUUUUGUCAAACAUCCCGUUGUCGAUUUCCGAGAUAAAGAACACUUGGAUUUUGGACGAUUAUCGAUCGAUGAUCUUAUUCGAAAAUUUUGGGUUCGGUAAACACGGCCAUAUAUCGAUUUGGGUGACCAAUGUUUCGUGGAUGUCAAGAGUUGAGAAUGUGAAAUUCAACCCUUCUUCAAUGGGGUUUUUCAUCGCGGAUGUUCCUUCGUUCCGAAGAAUCUGGAACGAAUCCUUGCACGAUAAAACCUAUUGUGUUUUAUCGAGAAAGCAUGCGGAGAUCAUAUUAAGGUUUGAUCACCUAGAACAGGACUCAACUUAUCGUGGUUCGACCGAUAUUGAUGAGCCGGAUGAGUAUAAUUUGGUGUUCGGGAACUGUCAACCGGAGUUCAAAGUGUCAAUGCAUGUACAUACGGAGAUGUACAAUCUUAGAGAAGGCGAAAAGGAUUUCUUGUCUGCCGGGAAAGCGCCAUUGCCGAAGCUUUAUUUUUUGUUGUUUCUUAUAUACGCUGCGUUUUUCAUUGUGUGGGUCAUUGCUUGUAAGAAUCAAAGGCCUAGGGUUGAAAAGAUACAUUUGAUAAUGGGUGCAUUGCUCAUUUGCAAGUGCCUAAAAAUGAUAUGUGCCUCCGAAGACGCAAUUUAUGUACAAAAAACAGGCACUCCGCACGGUUGGGAUGUCGCGUUUUACGUGUUCGGCUUUUUCAAAGGCAUCAUGUUGUUCACCGUCAUUAUACUAAUCGGUACGGGCUGGUCCAUACUGAAACCCUACCUCCAAGAACGCGAAAAACAGGUCUUGAAAGUAGUGAUCCCAUUACAAGUCCUCGAAAACAUCGUUUACGUCAUAAUUAAUGAAACUGGCCCCGCGACAAGAGAUUGGUUAACAUGGAACCAAUUGUUCUUACUAAUCGACAUCGCGUGUUGUUGCGUCGUGUUUUUCCCGAUCAUCUGGUCGAUCCGGAGCCUAAAAGAGGCAUCAAAGAGGGACGGGAAAGCGGCAAAAAACCUAGAGAAACUGACCCUCUUCAAGCAAUUCUACAUAGUCGUGAUAGUUUACUUGUACUUCACACGAAUCGUGGUGUCCGCCAUCGGAGCUUUCUUGAACUACUGGUUCGUGUGGUUGGUUCCGGUGCUGGAAGAAGGCGCGAGCUUGCCAACGGAAACAAAUCCGUAUUUGGUGAUUGAUGACGAGGAAGAAGAAAAUGCAGCUGCUCAAAUGGAAGAAAAUAAUGAUGAUGAUGAUCCAUUUGAAUUAUAGUGUGUUUUAUUUUGAGAUUAAUUGUAAUAAUCUUGAUUUAAAAGUAAUUAGGUUUUAGUUUUGUACGUUGGAAAGAAAAAGCUUCAACAUCAAAUUUCAGGGUUUUGUUUGUAAUGUAAUAUGUAUAGAGAAUUUGGAAUUUAAUGAAUACGAAAUUCGUUGGUA